AUAUUUCUCCAUAUCAAGAAUCGCAUAUUGGCGGCUGAAAAAUCAGUAUGAAAAGGGUAGUAGUACAAUAAAUAGGAUGGGAUAGUUUUAUAUCCAAACUAUAGUUUACAAUUCAAAAUUUAGAUAGAUUGUAACUUAUUUAUACAUAGAGGCGACAAUCGAAAUAUUCUUUUAGCCCCAUUCACACAACCACAGCCUAAGCAGUUUUGCUAUAGCUCCGGUCGAAAACAGAAUUAGCCGGUAGUGACUGAUAAAGCAGAGUUCACUCAGCUGAUUGUCUUAUGUGUCGCAGAGUCUAGCUUUCUUAUCAUCUACGUAGAAACUGUUCAAGUGUAAUUCUGUGAUUGAAAUAUUUGCAGCUACCUCCAACGUCGAAAGGACAAUGUUCUCUAAGUUGAUCGAGGAUUUUUCGUCGGUCAGCACGUCCAAGCAGGCUCUAAUAGUGACGGCUGGACUGGGAACCAUAACAGCAACCGUCGUCAGUGCGUACUAUCUGAAGAAGCGUAUCGACAAUACUCCACCUAAGCAAUGGCGCAAAGUAGGCGAAAUAAACGAAAUAUUCGUUUACCCUGUCAAGUCCUGUGCUUCGAUCAAAGUAAGCCGAAUCGCCUGCUCCGAUAUCGGACCGCAGCGAAACCUGUUAAGAGACCGCAUAUUUAUGGUUACUAAUUUGGAUGGUAAAUGGGUUACUGCUAGACAGAAACCAAAGAUGGUACUUAUUCAGCCAUCCUUCGACGACGGAUAUGAACAAUUAACCCUUGCAGCUCCCGGAAUGGACGAUAUUUCGAUUGAAAUUAAACAAUUGUUUGACCUGGAGUCGUCUGGGAGCGUGGUUUGGGGUGAAACAGUGCCAACUGUGGAUUGCGGUGAUGAAGUGGCUAGGUGGUUAUCUACUUACUUAUUGGAUAAAGUCGAUGGAUACCGACUUAAGUUUUAUCCACUGGAUAAAACCUCCAGAAAGAAGGAAAAAGAAGACAGUGGUGCUUUGCACGACGAGACUAGCUACAUGUUAUUCAAUACAGCUACUGUUGAAGAUUUAAACACCCGACUGGAUCAAAAGGUGACAGCAUUGCAGUUUAGGCCAAACUUUGUAGUUAAGGGUCCACCGGCUUAUGCCGAAGAUAACUGGCGCUGGGUGAAAAUUGGAAACACCGUGUUCAAAUACGUAAAACCGUGUCUGAGAUGUGUUUUCACGAAUAUCGAUCCCGAUAAAGGAGUUAGCAAUCCGGAAGGGCAGCCACUGAAAACUUUGAAAGAGUAUAGAAGAAUACCAGCGCUUGGGGAGUCUCCUGCUUUCGGUAUUCAUCUAGGAUUGAGGAAGUCUGGCGAGGUUAGUCUGGGAGAUUCGGUGUAUUAUGCAUAGUUACAAAGGAACUCCGAAAACUAAAUUACAAUGAAAUAAAAUAAAUUUGUUACAUUCUGUAACCAUUUAGGUUACAAAUGUUUUUCGAUACACCAUGUA
Messenger RNA from Malaya genurostris, 1462 nucleotides. RefSeq names its product mitochondrial amidoxime reducing component 2-like. Gene Ontology annotation, molecular function: pyridoxal phosphate binding; molybdenum ion binding; catalytic activity. The transcript is spliced from 3 exons. NCBI's taxonomy places the organism in Eukaryota, Metazoa, Arthropoda, Insecta, Diptera, Culicidae. The record is from RefSeq and is a predicted model, not a curated record. Bases 383 to 1363 code for a protein of 326 amino acids.